Molecule: messenger RNA, 813 nt
Organism: Closterium sp. Naga37s-1
Lineage: Eukaryota; Viridiplantae; Streptophyta; Zygnematophyceae; Desmidiales; Closteriaceae
Source: the annotation of a GenBank genome assembly
AUGGGGGAGGCAAGGGGGAAGGGUGCUGCUGGUGGUGCCGCUGCUGGUGCUGCUGCUGGUAGGAUGGGAGGAGGAAGGGAGGAGCGGAGGGUGGGUUGGGUGGAGGAGGAGGAGGGCGAUGCUAUGGGGGAGGAAAGGGGGGAGGAUGCUGCUGGUGGUGCCAGGGCAGCCGUGCGGCAGAUCCGCGCGACUGGGAAGCCCGUGGCGAAUGCACGCGGGACAGCCCGCGGCAAACGAGCGGGACGUGCAGAGAUGGGCGCGAAAUGGUCAGAUUUCAGCGCGGGAGAUGCAGAUCUGGUCGCGCGGAGUGCAGAUCUGGUCGCGCGGAGGGCAGAUCUGGUCGCGCGGAGGGCAGAUCUGGUCGCGCGGAGGGCAGAUCUGGUCGCGCGGAGGGCAGAUCUGGUCGCGCGGAGGGCAGAUCUGGUCGCGCGGAGGGCAGAUCUGGUCGCGCGGAGGGCAGAUCUGAGCGCGCGGAGGGCGGAUCUGGGCGGGAGGAGUGCAGAUCUGGAUGUAGGCGCGGGAGGAGUAGAUCUGGUCGCAGGGAGUGCAGAUCUGGGCGCUGGAGUUGCAGAUCUGAGCGCGGGGAGUGCAGAUCUGGGCGCUGGAGUUGCAGAUCUGAGCGCGGGGAGUGCAGAUUUGGGCGCUGGAGUUUCAGAUCUGAGCGCGGGGAGUGCAGAUCUGGGCGCUGGAGUUGCAGAUCUGAGCGCAGGGAGUGCAGAUCUGGGCGCUGGAGUUGCAGAUCUGAGCGCGGGGAGUGCAGAUCUGGGCGCUGGAGUUGCAGAUCUGGACGUGCCUUGGAGGGCAGCGCCUUAG